ACAGUAAAACAUUGCUGCGACGACGACGUUUAAUCCAGAAAGGGUUUCCCCAUAUCCCUUGCCCUUGGGCGUCGAUUUGCACACGGCAUUCUCGUUCGUUAGGUCACCAGAUUUUGUUCAGUGAAUGAAAAGGAUGUUUUACAGAGGUAAAUACGUUGAUAGUGCUGAUGCAAGGGAAAUGGGAUUCAAACGGCAGCGUUUGAUGGAUCAGGGUUCUUCGUAUUUUGGAGCUCCUGGUCCUAGUUAUAUGUAUGAUGCUCCACCUCCUAUUCCUCCUGCAUUUUCUUAUGUUCCGCCACCUUUUCCAGUUGUCCGACUUCGAGGCCUUCCAUUUGAUUGCGCAGAGGCUGAGAUUGUCGACUUCUUCCAUGGUCUAGAUGUUAUUGAUGUGCUGUUUGUUCACAAGGGUGGCAGGUUUACAGGAGAAGCUUAUUGUGUAUUGGGAUAUCCACUGCAAAUUGAUUUUGCUUUGCAGAGGAAUAGACGAAACAUUGGUAGGAGAUAUGUUGAGGUUUUCCGAAGCAGGAAAGAGGAAUACUACAAUGCUAUUGCAAAUGAAGUUUCUGAUGCUCCUGGCGUUUCACCUCGUCGUGGUGCCCCAAGGGCAAGAUCUAUGGAUGAGAGGGACUUGUCAGAAUUUAAAGGUGUACUGCGGUUGAGAGGAUUGCCGUUUUCUGCUACCAAGGAUGAUAUUAUUAACUUCUUUAAGGAUUUUGCGCUGUCAGAAGACAAAGUUCAUUUAAUAGCUAACUCUGAGGGAAGGCCAGCUGGAGAAUCUUUUGUGGAAUUUGAAAGCCCGGAAGAAUCAAAAGCUGCAAUGUCGAAGGAUAGGAUGACUCUGGGGUAUCGCUACAUAGAGCUUUUCCCUGCAUCACGGGAGGAGUUGGAAGAAGCUGCUUCAAGGGGGAGGUUAAUGUCAAAAUCAUUAGAAGCAAAAGAUACUAGUGAACCUACACCCGUACUGCGGAUGAGGGGACUGCCAUUUUCAGCAGGGAAAGAUGAUAUAAUAGAUUUCUUCAAGAACUUUACUUUGUCCGAAGACUCGAUCCAUAUCGCCUUCAAUUUUGAGGGUAGGCCCACAGGAGAAGCUUUCGUGGAGUUUGCUUCUGCAGAAGAUGCUAAAGCUGCAUUGGCUAAGGACAGAAUGACGCUGGGAAGUCGUUAUAUAGAGCUGUUCCAAUCUUCUCCGGAUGAACUUAAUGAAGCAGUUUCAAAGGCACGGUAACAAUUUUGUUAGUACGAGUAGUAUUUAUCAGAAAUGUAGGACGAAACAUGGUUGGAUUAAGUUUUUGGAAUGUAACUUAUAUUUCUUGUUUGAAAUGUAGAGUUAAAGCCACUAUACUCUAUA
Messenger RNA from Salvia hispanica, 1348 nucleotides. RefSeq lists its product as uncharacterized. Gene Ontology annotation, molecular function: RNA binding. Lineage: Eukaryota; Viridiplantae; Streptophyta; Magnoliopsida; Lamiales; Lamiaceae. The record is from RefSeq and is a predicted model, not a curated record.